AUGACGUCUGUCUCUUCAAGAGGCCGGACGCCUCACUCGCCUUACGACUUCGAGUCCGCUGCAGACACGGAUGAAUCAUGGCAGUACCUCGACUAUAACUCAUACCCGGCAUCAGUCGGAUUCUUGCCUAGCCCGGCCAGCGGUAGUCUCAACGGCUAUGCUGUCGUCGGCAACGUCGCCAGCUCGGACCCUGCGGGCCUAUCCCCGCUAAACCUCGACCUCGAUCAAGGCGGCUUCUCCGCCACGGGCUUCCCCGAUCAGACGGAUGCCUUUGCCGCCCCGGCUCCAUCGGUAGAUGGCCAGUUCAAUGCCGGUGCUCAAGACCCUGAUAUUUUGACGCCGCAACAAUACUUGUUUUCGGAGGAGCAACUCAGUGUUGUUUGUGUAUUCAUGACUGACCGCCCUCUGACAGAAAUGACAUCGUCCUUCCUCAACUCAUAUCAGACGAGUAGCGUACCUCUGACGAGCCUGGAAACAUUUCCUCAACAGCAACAGCAAGACAUCGACCUUGAACUGGACCUUUCACAACACUUUCAAUCCAACGCCAACCCGGGCCCAUGGAGCCCAACCAAUCUAAAGGUCGACAAUGGCAGCUCCGCGUUGAUCAUGGACUUCUCGUCACCAGCCCAGGGCUCCGCAUCCACCAGCCCGAACCGCUCAAACCCCAAUUCGCCAGACAUUAAACACGAGAGUGACAAGUCCUCCUCGUCCAGUCCCAUCCGCAAAGUUAUGACCGGCAAGGUCGAGAAGAAGAAGUCGACAGAGCCUGCGAGCAAGUUUGUUAUUGUUACCCCCAACUCCAUCACUGCCCGCGCUGGUCAGCCCAACCUCUUCGAAUGCUUCGAGAACAUGCGGACGAAUCCCCGAGGCCGCAAGGGACCCCUAGCCGACGCCACCAAGCAGAGCGCCUUGCAGGUGCGUCGGUUGGGCGCCUGUUUCUGUUGCCACAGCCGCAAGGUCAAGUGCGACAAGGAGCGGCCUUGCAAGAACUGCAAGAAGCUCGCGGCCCAGGUACCACAGGUUGUCUGUUGGCAGUUUUCCGAUUUCUUGACUGUACUGUUCCCCGAUUUCAUGCGAUCGCACUUCCGCAAAGACCAAAUGUCCCGAUUCAUGAAGGAGAACGUCGACCUCGAAGCUAUGGAGGAGCUAGUACCAAGGGAUGUUGAGCUCUUUUCCGGACUCUCGUCGGUACUCAAGGUGCGGGCCAAGUUUUUCAAGCCCAUCACGCCGGAUGUGCAACAGCAUUAUCACCUCCACGUUGGAAAGGAUAGGGUGGACCUGCAGGCCAGAGGCACAGCGCCCAUGGUGUUGGAGCUGGAUACCGCUCAGCAGAGAGAUGCGUUGAAGAAGAAGGCGAAAGCUUACAUCGCCGCCAUUGCUACGGAACCAGGGUACGCCCAGCGGGUGACGGAGUCGACACGGCACACCGACCUGCCAAAGCAGAUUCUGGCGAUUGUGCAGGAUUACGGCAACAAGACUGAUUCGGCAAUGGUCAAGAAGGCUCUCGCGAUAUAUAGCGCUCACUUCGUCAUGACCCGCCACCUUUGCAUCACCCGACCGAGCGUCAUGAGCCUGCAAGACUCAGGACUCGUACCCCAAGAGGUGCCGUGGGUGACACCGCGUGUACUCAACCGACAGGUCAAGGCCGUCAUCGACGAGUUGCUGAUGCGGGACAUGCAAAACCUUUUCGAAUCCUUUUCAAAGUCUCUCAAGCCCAAGUCUCGCCGCGAAUGGGCGCCGUGUCUGGCGGCGUUCCUCGUGCUCUGCUUGUUUAUGGAGUCAGUUGAAACAGCAGCUGACACCUUUGUGGUUGCCCUCAACGAGAUCAGCCUGCGCAACCGCACAGCACCCGAGUAUAAGCGUCAGGACGCCCUGAACAUCAACAAAGAGGUUGAAAACAUGCCGUUUAAGCAGUUCGCGUACCAGUUCCAUCAGAUCUACCAGACGCACAGCAGGGACACGUCGGCGAAGCCGUUCAAUCCUCUGAUUGACAAUGUAUGGGCUGAACAGGGCGAUAUGGACGGGUCGGCCAUUGAGAUGGUCAUGCGGUUGAGGAACUUGAUUCAGGGUGACAACUACAUCGAGCUCGAUUUCUUGACAAUGGACCCCAUUCUGCCGAAUGGCGACGGCGAGGAGCACCCCUUCCCUCGCGAUGUAUCGGUCAACUACACUGGCCGCAUGGUGGCCAAGUUUUUGCUCUCGUUCUUGGACGAGAAGUACAUCUUCGGUGAAAGCACAUUUUAA
Colletotrichum truncatum is the source of this 2244-nucleotide messenger RNA. Lineage: Eukaryota; Fungi; Ascomycota; Sordariomycetes; Glomerellales; Glomerellaceae. The record is from RefSeq and is a predicted model, not a curated record.